AUGUUAGAGGCAAAAUUCGAGGAAGCUUCUCUUUUUAAGAGAAUCAUUGAUGGUUUCAAAGAUUGUGUUCAGUUGGUAAACUUUCAAUGUAAGGAAGAUGGUAUUAUCGCACAGGCCGUCGACGAUUCCCGUGUGUUGCUAGUUUCCCUAGAGAUUGGUAUUGAAGCUUUCCAAAACUAUAGAUGUGAUCACCCAGUCACAUUGGGAAUUGAUCUGACUUCUCUUUCCAAGAUUCUACGUUGUGGUAACAACUCGGAUACACUUACUCUUAUUGCGGAUGAUACACCAGAUACCGUUCUACUGCUAUUUGAGGACACAAAGAAGGAUCGUGUUGCUGAAUACUCGUUGAAAUUGAUGGAUAUUGAUGCUGCAUUCUUGAAAAUUGAGGAUUUGGCUUACGAUUGUACUUUAAUGAUGCCAUCUUCGGAAUUCUCCAAGAUUGUGCGCGACUUGAGUCAAUUGAGUGACUCUUUAAACAUUAUGAUUACAAAGGAGACUAUUAAAUUUGUCGCAGACGGUGAUAUUGGCUCUGGUUCCGUCAUUUUGAAACCUUUUGUCAAUAUGGACAAACCGGAGGAUAGUAUCAAGUUAGAGAUGGACCAACCCGUUGAUCUCACGUUUGGUUCCAAAUAUCUGCUUGACAUCGUCAAGGGUUCCGCACUAGCGGAAAAAGUAGGUAUCAGACUCUCCAGUGAAGCGCCUGCUCUUUUCCAAUUCGAUUUGAAGAGUGGUUAUUUGCAAUUCUUCCUUGCCCCAAAGUUUAAUGACGAAGAGUAA
Messenger RNA from Torulaspora delbrueckii, 777 nucleotides. RefSeq names its product proliferating cell nuclear antigen (gene POL30). The transcript has a single exon. The record is from RefSeq and is a predicted model, not a curated record. Gene Ontology annotation, biological process: leading strand elongation; regulation of DNA replication; mismatch repair. Bases 1 to 777 code for a protein of 258 amino acids. Gene Ontology annotation, cellular component: PCNA complex. Lineage: Eukaryota; Fungi; Ascomycota; Saccharomycetes; Saccharomycetales; Saccharomycetaceae. Gene Ontology annotation, molecular function: DNA polymerase processivity factor activity; DNA binding.